This is a messenger RNA of Malus domestica (apple), 2251 nucleotides long. Its product is annotated as pyruvate decarboxylase 2. Gene Ontology annotation, molecular function: magnesium ion binding; thiamine pyrophosphate binding; pyruvate decarboxylase activity. The record is from RefSeq and is a predicted model, not a curated record. Gene Ontology annotation, cellular component: cytosol. Lineage: Eukaryota; Viridiplantae; Streptophyta; Magnoliopsida; Rosales; Rosaceae.
UGCAACCCACUGCCUUGACCAUGAAAAACCGCCCCUAGUAUCUUCCACCCACUGCCGACCACCUAUAAAAACCCUCCUCCUUCCAAACCAAUUUCCCAAACCAAAUUCCAAAAACCCCAGAAAACCCAAAUCCCAUCACAAAGUUCCCAUCUUUUCUCUUUUCCGAGUUGUUUUCAAAAACGGUUUUUGAGUACGAUCAUAACCCAGUACCCUCCAUGGACACAAAGAUCGGAUCCCUCGAUGUCUGCAAGCCGGCGUGCACCGACGUCGGGAGCCUCCCGAACGGCGCCGCUUCGGCAAUCCAGAGCUCUGCCCCCUCUACCGUGAUCAACUCCUGCGACGCCACUCUUGGUCGCCACCUCGCGCGCCGACUCGUCCAAAUCGGCGUCACCGACGUGUUCACUGUCCCUGGUGAUUUUAACUUGACUCUGCUCGACCACCUCAUCGCCGAGCCCGGACUCACCAACAUCGGCUGCUGCAACGAACUCAACGCCGGGUACGCUGCUGACGGCUACGCGCGGUCGCGGGGAGUCGGCGCAUGUGUUGUUACUUUCACUGUGGGUGGGCUCAGUGUUCUCAAUGCAAUUGCCGGAGCUUACAGUGAGAAUCUUCCAUUGAUUUGUAUAGUUGGAGGGCCGAACUCGAACGAUUACGGGACGAACAGGAUUCUUCACCACACUAUUGGGUUGCCGGACUUUAGCCAAGAGCUGAGAUGCUUUCAGACUGUAACUUGCUAUCAGGCUGUGGUGAAUAAUCUGGAAGAUGCGCAUGAAAUGAUCGAUACCGCAAUUUCAACUGCUUUGAAAGAAAGCAAGCCUGUUUAUAUCAGCAUAAGCUGCAACUUGGCUGGAAUUCCCAUCCUACAUUUAGCCCCGGAUCCUGUUCCAUUUUCUUUAUCUCCAAAAUUGAGCAAUAAUUUGGGCUUAGAGGCUGCGGUGGGAGGCGGCUGCAGUUUCUUGAACAAGGCAGUGAAGCCGGUUAUGGUUGGUGGGCCUAAACUUCGAGUUGCACAUGCCGGCGAUGCCUUGGUUGAACUUGCUGAUGCUAGUGGUUAUGCUCUGGCUGUCAUGCCAUCUGCAAAGGGGUUUGUACCAGAGCACCACCCCCAUUUUAUUGGAACAUACUGGGGUGCUGUGAGCACUGCCUUUUGCGCCGAGAUAGUGGAGUCCGCAGAUGCAUACUUGUUUGCUGGACCGUUUUCAAUGACUACAGUCUGUUGGAUACUCUUUUUGCUUAUCAAGAAGGAGAAGGCCAUUGUGGUGCAGCCUGAUCGCGUGACCAUAGCAAAUGGCCCUUCAUUUGGUUGUGUUCUUAUGAAGGAUUUCCUCAGAGCUCUUGCAAAGAAGCUCAGGCACAACAACACUGCUCAUGAGAACUACCGCAGGAUCUUUGUUCCCGAUGGACACCCUCUAAAGUCUGCACCGAAAGCCUUGAGGGUUAAUGUUCUGUUCCACCACAUCCAGAAGCUGUCAAGUGAAACUGCUGUGAUUGCUGAGACAGGGGACUCAUGGUUUAACUGCCAGAAACUGAAAUUGCCGGCUGAUUGCGGGUAUGAGUUCCAAAUGCAAUAUGGAUCAAUCGGUUGGUCAGUUGGAGCAACUCUUGGGUAUGCUCAGGCUGUUCCUCAGAAGCGUGUGAUUGCUUUCAUCGGUGACGGGAGUUUCCAGGUGACUGCUCAAGAUGUGUCCACCAUGAUCCGAAAUGGGCAGAAGACCAUCAUCUUCCUGAUAAACAACGGCGGGUACACAAUUGAGGUGGAGAUCCAUGACGGACCCUACAAUGUGAUCAAGAACUGGAACUACACUGGACUGGUUGAUGCCAUCCACAAUGGGGAGGGCAAGUGCUGGACAACCAAGGUCCGUUGCGAAGAGGAGCUGAUCGAAGCGAUUGAGACCGCAACCGGGGCAAAGAAGGAUAGCUUGUGCUUCAUAGAGGUGAUAGUCCACAAGGAUGAUACCAGCAAAGAGUUGCUUGAGUGGGGGUCUAGGGUUUCUGCUGCCAACAGCCGCCCGCCCAACCCUCAGUAAAAUUUUCCAUGUCAUUUCCUUUCAUCUACGCAGCGUCAUUCCUUCUCGUUAAGGGUUUCCUAUAUAUGUUUCAAUUCAACACAUUUCCCUGCGGUCUGUGUUUUCAGUUGGAAUUUUUGCUGGUUUUUAUGUACAUUCCCCUUUGAAUUACGAGUAUAUUCUCGUCGAUUAAUUAGUUUAUGUGAUCUGAACGAUUAUUCGACUCAAAAUUAAUUUGCGUAUUA